This is a messenger RNA of Emericellopsis atlantica, 345 nucleotides long. RefSeq names its product shwachman-Bodian-diamond syndrome protein. Bases 1 to 345 code for a protein of 114 amino acids. Lineage: Eukaryota; Fungi; Ascomycota; Sordariomycetes; Hypocreales; Bionectriaceae. The transcript is spliced from 3 exons. The record is from RefSeq and is a predicted model, not a curated record.
AUGGCUCGCGGCGAGGCUACCCAGAACAAGGUCCAUUUCAAGGGCAACAACGACGACUUCAUCGUCUUUGUCGACGACGUGGAGGCGUUCAAGAACUGGCAGAGCGACUCCAGCGUCCCUCUGGCGCACUUUGUCUCCUCCUUCAAGGUCUUCCUCACCCACAAGCAGGGCACCCAGGGCCAGCUCGACGCCGCGCCCAAGUCCACCCUCGCGUCCGAGUUCGACACGGAGAACGAGGAGGAGGUCAUCAAGAAGAUCCUCAAGGAGGGCACCCUGCAGACCGUCGAGAUGUCCGGCCGACAAGGUCCCACCAACGACUCGAUGAACGCCAUGCGCACGAAGUAA